GAUCCUGAUCCUGAUCCAUCAUCGUCACCUGCACCAGAUCUCUCCGGCGUCGAGCCAAAUAAUGAGUCCUUUGAGUCUCUCUAUAAAGCGGGAGAGAUGAUUGGAUGCGGAGCGUUUGGCAGUGUGUACAGGGGAACACGCAAAUUUGAUGGCAAAAGGGUUGCCAUCAAGCGGAUGCGCAAGUUUGACAAUUUUCUUUAUCUUGAUAUUCCUGGACAUCCCGAACCUCUCAUUACAGAAGUGGCGCUGCUGCUAAUGAUGAGGCGAGAACCCAUAAGCCCCUACGUCAUUCAACUAUACGAGUGGUUUGAACACCCUCGCAAAUUCUCUCUCAUUAUGGAGUUCCCCGAACCCUGCGAGAGCUUGCUGGACUUCAUCACUCGCCGUAAUCCUGAAGUGUGUGAAACAGUAGCACGGGUCUUCACGCAACAGGCUGUUCUGGCAGUUCAACACUGCAUCGAGCAUGGCGUUUUUCACAAUGACAUUCAUGCGCAGAAUUUCCUGCUGAAGAGAAACUCGUUAGACCUCAAGCUGAUAGACUUUGGCUGCGGUCAGCUAUUCAGUAGUGAGGGCUACGAGAGCGACAUAUACCUUGGAAGACAGGAUCACUGCCCACCUGAAGUCUUCACAGAACCCAGAUUCCACGCCGUCCCAGCAAAUGUCUGGGCUCUAGGAGUGAUGUUGUAUGAGAUGGUGAACGCAUCUCGUCCUUUUCACAGUAGAACGGAAGUCAUAGAAGCCAAAGUUACAUUUCAGAAUUCCAACUUAACCAGAGGAAAGAGCACACUUGCUGUCCUUGGUGGAGGGCUUGAGCUGGAGACUCGACCCGAAGCCUGAAGUCCAACCCCAACCUGACAGGAACUCAAGCCGCCACACCAGAGAGAUCAGAGCCUGUCCACGUCUGAGCAAGAACAUGAGAGACUGAAGACUGGA
Molecule: messenger RNA, 933 nt
Organism: Rhinichthys klamathensis goyatoka
Lineage: Eukaryota; Metazoa; Chordata; Actinopteri; Cypriniformes; Leuciscidae
Product: serine/threonine-protein kinase pim-2-like
Exons: 6
Coding region: 97-837 (246 amino acids)
Biological process (GO): regulation of mitotic cell cycle; negative regulation of apoptotic process; protein autophosphorylation
Cellular component (GO): cytoplasm
Molecular function (GO): ATP binding; protein serine/threonine kinase activity
Source: RefSeq, a predicted model, not a curated record